ACUGAAUAUACCAAAAUUCAAUCAGUCUUAGAACGAACAUCAGGCGAAGCGCACAUCCCAGUUGAUGUGUGCGUGUGUAUGUGUGCGCGUUUUUGUCCCAAAUUAUAAACAAUAAGCAUCAUCAAAUAAAUAAUAUAUAAUAACAAUAAAAAAAAAAAAAAACUAAUUCGAAAAACAUUAAAUCAUCAAGAUGUGUUGUUGCACGGUCAGAUGUUGGAGUUUAUUCCUGGCCUGGUCAAAUCUAAUUGGCUGUGUUAUUGGUUUUAUUCUCACCGUGGCCUUGAUAUUCGUUGGCGCUAAUAGCGAAAUGCAGGAUGAAAGGCAGGGAAUGUUUAUUCUGAAUAUUCUUAUACCAUGCAUCGUGUGUAUCAUCAACAUAGUUUUGUAUGUCUUGCUGCUGGUUGGCAUCUAUCAGAAACGUCAUCGUCUAAUGGCCGUUUUUGUCUAUACCACAAUUGUUGGCAUUGUCCUUGGAGUUAUUGUUCUGAUUGGCGUUUUCAUAUUCCUAUUAAUUAUUCUUAAACACGAAUUUGUGUAUUCAAUUGUGGUGCUCGUUGUCGGCCUUAUUUGUAUUGGUAUUGAAAUAUUGGCCUUCUCACCCAUCUACAUUCUCUAUAAGAGAAUACGCAAAGCAAAUUCCGUUCCUGAACAGUAUGGUUUGAGCACAAAUCAGCCAUUGUAUAAAACUGAUUAUAAUUAAUAUGUUAUUUCGCAUACGUAUCUACCUCGUAUAUAAAUGUAAGUUUUGUAAAUUAUUACAAAUAAACAAGAAAGGAAUGAA
Musca domestica (house fly) is the source of this 781-nucleotide messenger RNA. RefSeq lists its product as uncharacterized. Bases 191 to 700 code for a protein of 169 amino acids. The record is from RefSeq and is a predicted model, not a curated record. Lineage: Eukaryota; Metazoa; Arthropoda; Insecta; Diptera; Muscidae. The transcript is spliced from 4 exons.